Messenger RNA from Porites evermanni, 2949 nucleotides. NCBI's taxonomy places the organism in Eukaryota, Metazoa, Cnidaria, Anthozoa, Scleractinia, Poritidae. The record is from the annotation of a GenBank genome assembly.
AUGGCUUUACUCGAUCCAGAUUUAUACUCAAAUGAUGUUUUAGUUGUCGGAGAUGGGAACUUUUCAUUUACUCUUUGUCUGGCUUCGGCAUUAUCACAAACAUCAGUUAAAAUCAUAGCAACAUCACUCGACUCAGUUCCUGCGUUAGCGAACAGUGACUUCGCUUUACAAAAUAUUGAGAAAUUAUCAUCUUUCGAAAACGUCGAGGUCCUGCACGAAGUAGAUGCAACGGAUCUUUCCCGAACAUUUGGUUCGAGAAUAUUCGAUCGCGUGAUUUUCAACUUUCCGCACCUUGGUGGGAAGUCGAACAUUGGUAAAUCAAGAGAGCUUUUAAAGCGAUUCUUUGCAAGCGCGGCAAAACAUGUUAGUCCUGAAAAGGGUGAGAUUUGUGUCAGUCUUUGCCAAGGACAAGGUGGAACACCCCUGGAUAAUCCCAAAAGACAGUUUGGAAAUAGUUGGCAGGUUGUGUAUCAAGCUGCUAAGGCAGGUUAGACACAGUGACUCUACAGCUAUUGUUUUUGUGUCAGUCUUUGCCAAGGACAAGGUGGAACACCCCUGGAUAAUCCCAAAAGACAGUUUGGAAAUAGUUGGCAGGUUGUGUAUCAAGCUGCUAAGGCAGGUUAGACACAGUGACUCUACAGCUAUUGUACUUAAAGUUUGUAUCAGAAUCCUACGAAUCCUUUUUUUGGAUUAUCACGCCAUAGCAUAUAAAUUGCCUGACGACCCAAACGUGACUACGUGGGGGGGAUAUUACGAGUUAGGUCAUGAGUUGAUAACAGAAGUAAGUGAAUCAACAUAACAUGAACAAGUCCCCCACAUACAAGAGAGAAUAUUAUUAUCAUCACCUGCCCACAUAUUAUAAAGCAAGAGAUUACAGUGAGAGGAUAUCAUGACAUAUGGGCUCGUUAAAAGAGGGCAUUUUAAGACAGAGAAGGUGCAGUGGGGCUUAUUUUUCAAAGGGCUUAUUUUUGUGAGGAGAAGGCCAUGAGGAAUUGUUAUAUUUGGGAUUUAUCAGUAGACAUGUACCAUGUAAGAGAGUUCUUUUCUACAGUUAUUUAUUGUGUUUUGUUCACUAUAGAUUUGAUUCUGAACGCCGUGUAUCCUUUCAGAAGUGCAGAUUAUGGUUCAUACCAAAGUGCAGGCUUCCGUGGACAGCUUGGUAAAGGCUUCCACACUGUCAAUGGUCUAACUCAUGUGUUUGUGCAUGGGGUACCAAUGGAAGCUGUACCUGACAUUGAGUAAGUUACACUCUCCGUAAGCCAAACUUUAAUUUACAAUAUUUAUUUUCUUUUUUUAAAUUAGCAUUUAAAUUUUAUAGACAAAGUUACCACUCAUUUAUAUAAGGUAUUUCGUGCUUAUUUAUUUUCCAGUUUGCUCUUUUUUCUCUCCACAGUUCUUUCAUAACCCAUAACAGCAGUUUUAUGUCAUACUGUUAUCCCACAAAGAGCCUAAGUUUUGUCCCUGGCAAUCCUCUUUACAUCAUCAGCAACAAGCUCAAAAGCUUCUUUUCAGAUAUUCCAAUUGGUGAGGCUAAUGUUGUUUUCAAACGCUCGGAAAGUAUAGAUAAUAUCAGUGAACAAUUAGAGAAGUUAAAUGUUUGUGGCUCAGGUGAAGCAGAGGGACAACUAAACCAAUCAUUCAGACGCACAGGUGUGUCACUUUUAAGUGAAGUUUUGCAGAGUCUGCAGGAGUUUGGUGCAUUGUUUGUCAUGAGUGGAAUUGAAAUUGAUUAUUUCUUUCCUCCAUCUUCUGAAAAUCAUCCCAUAUGUCACAAAAUGAUAGCAGUGAAGACUUUUACGAAUGGUGCAACAGCUUUGGAAGUUAAAAAAGAACUUGAUAGUAUUCUUGACUUGUUUAUAACAAAGAUGUGUUCUGGACUUGAUGGUCUAAGAAUUGAAAACAGCUGUAGGGGCUUGUCUCAGGAAGGUAUUUCGACUGCUGAUGACUUACUCAAUCAAGAGAUCACCGAGUUGGAAUGUGGAAAACAGACAAAAUUCCACAAUCUCAGGAAUGCAUCGAGUGCAGACAUCAGAUGUGAAUGUGGAAAAGAAACUUUGCAGGAGAAGUGCAUUUACUGUAGGCUGGAGAAACACUAUCUUGGACAUGACAUCUCUCCUCCGCUUUGCACCAGCAAGUGCUUUCAACCUUCAACACAACGAGAGUUGUACCAUGAACAAAGAUUGAUACUCUCUUGUGGUUUAAUAGAUGCCAGUGUUCUCAGUCCUGAAACGUUUGCUGACAAGUAUUUGUGUUGGUUGAUGGAAAUCAACCUGGAUGACUUAGUCAUGACUUUAUGUGGGAUCCCUGAUGUGAGACUUCUGUGGUCCCAGGAUAAAAGAUUCAAGGUGCAGUUUUCAACCUUACAGGUAGGACAAAGCUAAUCAAGUGACAGGUUUACUUGAAGUGAUGUUAGAUUCUAGUGUUACAAUGUAGAGUUAGCCAUUUUCUCUUUAGUUAAAAUAAUAAACUAAUUGGUGUAAUCUGGUCAUGUUUUAGGAUAAUGGCUUACCAGACCUUAGGAAGUUUGUGCCGUUCAGCUUCUUUCCUCCAACCUACAUUCAUGAUAUAAGCUUCUGGAUAACUGAACACAUGACAGAACAGCAGUUUUUUCAGGACGUUUAUGAGACGACUCAAGGUUGUGUGUGCGAUGUACAGUUCAUUGAACGAUACUAUGAUACAAAACAGGAUAAAGUGAGUUAUAAUUACCGGAUGGUUUACAGCUCAUGUGAUAGGCCACUGACCCAUCUCCAAACUGUUGAAAUGCAGAACUUGUUAAGAAGAAAGUUACUGAAUUGUGAAUUCCAUCUCAAGUAGCAGAUGGUGUCAGUUUAUGAGUGCGAGGAUAUCUUCUGCAAAGGGCAAACGUCAGUUUAAUUAUUUUUCGGUCAGAUAAUUCAGAAAAAGACAGACUACAAACAAUUGCUGCUUCUGCUAAAACUUAACUGUAGU